Molecule: messenger RNA, 8287 nt
Organism: Protopterus annectens (West African lungfish)
Lineage: Eukaryota; Metazoa; Chordata; Ceratodontiformes; Protopteridae
Gene: ESPL1
Product: extra spindle pole bodies like 1, separase
Exons: 31
Coding region: 103-6888 (2261 amino acids)
Biological process (GO): meiotic chromosome separation; proteolysis
Cellular component (GO): nucleus; centrosome; cytoplasm
Molecular function (GO): cysteine-type endopeptidase activity
Source: RefSeq, a predicted model, not a curated record
CUUGGUUUGCUUUUUGUAUUUAUAAAAUUUCUUUUGGGAUUACAACCACAAUCGAGGAGUGAAAAGAGUCUCAUACAGAGAGAGCUGUAAACGGAGUAAGAAAUGAAAGCAUUGAAAAUAGCAGAUUUGCUGAGACGGACUAGCAGAAAAGAAGACACUAAAAGCUUAUGCACAGAAUUAGAGGAUUACCUUUCAGGAGUCUUUCAAGGUGUGAAAACUGGUUUUAUUGAAGAGAGGGGAGUAUGUGACAGAGUAAUGAGAGCUUGCAAUGAACAAUUGGUGGAAAAGAAACAAUGCCCUGCCCACCUACAAAACCUUGUGAACUUUGCAGAUCUGGCCUGUCGGGGAUACAUGGCUUGUGGACCUCAGCAGAACCCUCUCUAUAUAGAGAAAAUUCUUUACCACUUGCUCAAGAACAUCAUCUCACAAGGAGCUUCCAAUGAUUGUUUGAUAUUUUCUCAACAUCUCUACAAUUGCCUUUUGACCUAUAGCUGUAUCGAAAGCCAAAGUGAACUACUUAAAGAUUUUGAGGCCCUUACUAAGAGUUGCUUCAGUGCCCUUUGGAAAGGGGCAGAAAAUGUGUCUAAAGUGUUGGGGUAUCAAGCUGCGUUUUCUCACAAGUUGCAUGCUAUACGUUUCUUGAUCUUUCUGGAAGGUGUAGUCCCGUUGACUGAGUCAGAUGAGCCUGCUAACUUUCUUUCUGUUGUUGCUCGGCAUACAGCUUCUGCUUCUGGACUGUGGGGAAACCAUAACUGCCUGAAACAGAAUAAUGCAAUUCUCAUGAGUGAGGACAUUUUUAAAUUACUCAUCGAACCCUUGAUGCAAGAAAUUCCCUGGUCUGAGACUUUGCAGCUUCAGAAAUUAUUUUGUUUAUUUGAACUUACACUGCUGAACUGCAAGCUGCUGUGCAAAGUAAAGUGCUACAAAGAAGGGCAAGAAACAGUAAUAAAGGCUCUGAACAUCCUUCUGUGUGCCAAUAAGUCAAGUUCUGUAUUUAUUUCAGCUUUCAGACUGUGUGUGUUUGCAACUGGCUUGCAACAAGCCUCUGAGAGAGGGUCCCUGGAGAGUGCAACUUUUCUUGCAGAUGCUGCUGCUACUCUUUGUUCUUUAUCCACAAAAGACUGUAGUCUCUUGGAGCAAAAAGUUUUACUUGAUUGUUGCAAUUUUUUCGUUUCCACUGUAGAGAAAUGCUUCAAGAGUGAAAAUGGCAAAAAAGAAUACAGUACACAAUCGGUGCUAAACCUUUUUUGCUUCUUGGAGAAGUACUGCCCCUUACUUCAGAAAUUGAUGGACAAGGCAAUUCGUUGUCGACCUAAGACCCAUAAACUUCUGAAGCAGUUUUACUAUCAUUGUCUGCAGCUGUUCUGCACCGUGAUGAGCUACAUUUUGCAAGUUCCUAAGGAGCGUGGUUCUGACCACCAACAGUUGAUUUCCAAGUGUUGCAGUGUAGCUGAGUGGAUGGUGGAUGGUCUGCAAGAUAUGUCAGAGGAAGAUCAAAUGGAGUACAUAAACCUGACAGCUUCUUGCAUCUAUAGCCUAGCCUAUAGCUUGUACAAUCAAAGGUUGUAUUCCGAGGCAUCUUCUGUAAUGGGUUCUUUUUGCAAACGACUUAGCAUAGCUGUUAAAGUUCAGUUGUCAGCAUUUGAAAAGUUGCAGAAAUGUUUCAAAUUAUUAGUGGAAAGUUGCAAAAAGGCUGGCGAAUACAACCUUGGGCUUAACUACAUUGGAACUUGGCUCACAACUUUGCAUGAAAACAUUGGGUUAUUUACACCACCAGUUUCUCAUUGGGUCCGUCUGAAAGCAGAUGCAGCAAAAAAUGGGCAAGAGGAGCUACGACUUGUAACUCUUAGAGAUGCACUUGAAAGUGGUGAUGUACAACCAACUGUCAUGGUUGCCAUCCUAGAUGAGGAACUGAAAGCUUACAAGUCUCUUCAUGCUAAUACAAGACAGGAGCGCUUCAAUGUAAUCUGUGACCUCUUGGACAUCUGCUCUGAAGAGAGUGGACUUCUGCAUGAACGCGCAUUUUAUCUGAUUGAAUUGGCACAGGUUCUGUGCUAUGGUGACUUCUCUGAACACACCGACUGUUCAGCACUGGAUUCUGUGAGUGAGGCUCUCAGGCUGUUGAAUUUGUUACCAGAAACCCCCGACAACCAAAGCAGACUGCUGGAUGAUAAAGCACAUGGUUCACUCUGGCUAUAUAUCUGCACUUUAGAGUCUAAAAUGAGGGAGAGCAUUGAGAGAGACCAAAGAAUUUUGCGUUUAGGAUCCAGAGGACGGGGAACCUUUGAGGAGUUCAAAUCCAAUGACCUGAACUAUGAAGAUAAACUUCAGGAUGAGCAGUUUGUGCAAGACGGCAUUGCCUUCAACCUUGAGGGAGAAUCUGGUCAUUCUAAAUAUCUGGAUGAUGCUCUUGCUGAUUGGAAGAAACUCAUUAAUUCUGUGUACUGUGUUCCUGCAGUUCGUAACACAGAACAGACCAUAGCGUCCAUUCAUAUCUUGGCAGCUCUGUAUAGGCUGAUUGGACGGCCUUUGCAAGCUGUUGAGAGUUGCUUGCUUGUUUUGAGAUUAGCAGAAGCCCUUUCAGAUUCAUUUGCUGUGGUAAAAGCUUUGUGUCAGCUCUCGAAGCUCCUUUUCAUGCUAGAGUGCCCCAGCUAUGCUGAGAUUUAUUUGGACAAGGCUGAAGAUGGUCUACAGUUAGCUGACCUUGACAACGAUGGAUACAUGUUAAUGAAACUUACAUGCGCUCUCCUCCGUAGUCAGCUUUACUGUGUCACCAACAAGGCUGAAGAAGGGCUGAACCUUUUGCUUGAAAUUCUCACAGCUCCCUCUCUCCAAAAGUCUUCUAAAGUCUGGUAUCUACUGAAGGCAGAUGCACUACAGUUAGUGGGUACUUACCUGAGUCUGCCAGUCACAAUUCUCCCAUUGCACCUCCGCCACAGACUGCAAUCUCAAGGUUGGAAGACUCCUGAAACUGCCUUUACAGAUGCCCACAGACUACUAUGCAGCAUUAUAAUUCUUUUGAUUGGAAAUGGUGUUUUGUCCUCCCAGAAAUCCAGCAUUGAAGUUACCUUUUCAGAUCAUGGUUCCAAUUUGCUGCAGAAAUGGCAAGUAUUUUCUGACCUCCUAACCUGUUCACAGAGGCUAGUUUCCUUACUUGGAAGAGUGGGUUGUGUAUGUGAAGCAAAAGCAUUCUGCCUGGAAGCUCUCAAUAUUUCCACAAAACUUCAUCUUGUAAGGGGUUCUGGAGAGUUCCUCAUAGCUAAAGCCACACUCGAACUGCAGCGGAAUGAGCCAGAACUAAGUUACAGUGACUUGCAGCAAGUCCUCUUCCUAGUUGAAUCAUGUACAGAUUAUGGUACUAAGGAAAUUCCUAAGGAGGUGAAAAUAAAAUUAAAGAAAGGUCAAACAUCUGGGAAGACUGCUAAUAGUGCAGCAGCUGAAAAAUCCAAGGAUGAGGAGACUUCACCAGAUUUUCUGAAAUGUCCCUCUCUCGAAUUUAUUGCCACUGUAAAUGGAGAUAAGGAAGGAGCCCUGACUGCUUCCCCUAUUCUGAAGUCAAAAACAAAAAAGCGUUUGGCAAUCUUGUCUCAUGCUACAAACUGUUCUUGUGAGUCAUGCUCUGACAUUGGACUUUCACUUAUUUCCACAAAAUGGGCAGUUGUUUUCAGUGAUGCGGAAGCAGCAUCAGGAAACAAAGUAGAGAGUCAGAGGCUUCUUGAGAUGAGCUUGAAACGUUGUCAGAUACUCACAUCACGUUUUUCAUCUGUCCUCUGUAACAUAUUAUCUGAUGAACAUGCAGGAAAUUUGCCCAAGAAAGGUAAGCUGGGUAGUCUUUAUCCCAUGGGACUCUUAUGUGAUCUGGCUUCUGGCAUUUACUCUCGCCUAGCUAGGCUUUUUCUAAAUAAUGAAGUAGAGAAAAGAGCAUGGGAUGCCCUUUCAGCUGGCUUUGAAUUUCUCACCUCCAAGAUGGUGCUACUUGGUGAUCUAGAACACUCUAAGGCAUGUAUGUUGCUCAUUAAAGCUAUAACCUCUAUCUGUACAAUGGCUACACAUCGUCACUGUGGCUGGGCAGACAUCUUCCCAGUGUGGACAUGGAAGUCCUCAUGCCUUUCUGUUCCUGAAAAAAAGAGUAGGUGUUCAAAGUUAUCUGACAGUGGUAGCAGAACAGAGACUGAGAAGAAACCAGUCAAGGAGAAAACAAAAACUUCUGUAAUUACAAAAAAGCAAGGCACUGCAAAGACUCAAAUUUCAAAACUGCCUCCGUUAUGUAGCAGGGAUCCAUUUUUAAUGGAGGACUCUGACAGUGACAUCCCCAAAAUCAAUAUCAAAACUUCAGUGAUCCCAGCUUUCAAGACACCUACACAUAAAGAUCCACAGGUAUCAAAAUCGUGUGGAAACCUGAAACCUGCAGUUAAUGCCAAGCUUUGUUUCCAAGUGUUUGAGGAGAAUUCACCUAAUUUGAAACAUACUGCACCAAAGGCACCCAGAGUGUCAAAGAAAGUCAGAUCACGUUUCCAGGUGCAGUUCAGUGAUGACAGUGAUAAUGAGGAUAUUAUUCAAGGCUCCCAAAAAGAUUCAGAUGAUGUCGCAUCUUCAGGACAGACUUGUACUGUAAGUAAAGAUUCCGUAGCUUGUAACAAAAAAGGCCAGAGAUGUGGUAAAAUAAGUGGACAUCAAUGGACUGGAGUCCUAAAAACACAGAAGAGAGGCAGGUUAGUGUCUGCUUCAGUAGAUUCUAUUGCAGAAGAUCGUGAGCAAAAGAGGAUCCCAGCUUCAAGGAAAAUUACACAGAGAGCAAAAAGUUCAUCAGAUGAAAAUCUGGUAGGCAAACAAGAAUCUGAUGUAAUGAGAGAGAGUGCAGCUCAUAGAAGCUGUGCUUUUAAAUCUGCUGAGUCUCCAAAGUGUAAGGAGGAGAAAUAUUCUAGAACAACUAGGACGGCAGCAAAGCUAGCAAAUGAAGUAGAGUUGAUGCGCACCAUCAGAGAAGAAGAGACUGAAAAUUUGGAACACAGUCUUGAGAUUCUGCGUGGAUCAGAUGGAGAAGAUUCUGCAGAUCAGCUGAGUUCAGAUCAGAGAAAGGGGUGCACAGAAAAAGAUGCUUUGGAAAUGGAAUGCGAGAUACUACGACGUGAUAUAGGGAGAGAACAAGGAGAAAGCAUCCUGAUAGGCCGUAAGGUCAGCAGUCUAACCCCCUUGACCUCACACCCAGCAUCUGCUACAGUGUUCCCUGCUAAUGGUGCAUCUUUGGAAGAUAUUUUCAGCAUCUUACAGGAAGCCUACCAUUCUGUGAGCCACUGUCCUCCAAGUGCUUUCUACUCCCAGCUGUGUUGCCUUAUGGCUAUGUGUACUGGGGAGAAGGAUCCCUACCUGACAGCAUAUCUGGUUUCCGAGUCCAUCUCUACAACAAUACGACAUCAGAUGAUCACCAACAUUCAUCGUAAACUUUGUAAAACAAAAAAAGAUCUGGUUUCAGAAGUAGCUGAUAAAAUGCAAGAGCUGAAUAUCAAUGAAGGGGAGGAAGACAGAGUCCAGAGAUUUUCUGAGGUGGAGCAGCUAUUUGAGUUUCACUGUAGCGGUCCUAGCAACUUUCCCCAACAGGAGAAGGAAGCCUUCAGGGGAAUGGUAGAACAAAUACCAAAUGGUGUGGUUGUCUGUGUGCUGUCCUUGGCCAGUCUUCAGCCUGGAACCAUUGGAGACAGCCUGCUUUUGUCUCGGUUGGAGAAGGGGUGUCUUCCAGUAACAGUUCAUAUAUCAACUUCAAAAGCACAGAUGUCCCUCAGUUCAGCUGUGUGCGAGUUUGAUGCCAUUAUGAAGGAGCAGAAAGCAGUAUGUAACCUGACUGAUAAGCGGGAAUGGUGGGAGGGAAGAAUAGAACUUGACAGAAGGAUGAAGCACUUGAUCGAAUCAAUGGAGGAUGGACUGUCUUGUUGGAAGGGAAUGUUGCUGCCUGCAGUCAAAGACCUCAGAGCGAAUGAAGAGGCAGUUAACCUACAAAAAAGGCUAGUACAGCUGGGCUGGAAAGAUGCUGAUGCAGAGAUGUUAAAGGUUGUCUUGAGUGGAGCUCAUCUUCUGUCUCCACAGUGUGUGAAAGCCUUUGUUAAUGGACUGAGCCAGCAUUUUACAGAUGAUGCCACUAAAAUACUGCAGACAGCAGUGGACAAAGUGAAGCACUGGACUAGAUCAACGAAAGGGCACUUGGUUCUUGUGCUUGAUAAACACUUGCAAAAAUUGCCCUGGGAGGCUGUUCCUGCUUUGCAAUCCUCAGUUGUAACGAGACUGCCUUCUCUUCGCUUCCUGCUGAGUUACUCUGUUAUGAAAAAGUUCCAGUCAAGAUCUGUGCUGACAAAUGGUGUGGAUCCCAGCAGAACAUUUUAUGUAUUAAAUCCUCAAGCCAACCUGCCUUGGACAGAAGAGCAUUUCAGGGACUGGUUUAAGAGUGAGACUGGAUGGCAGGGAGUAUGUGGAGAAGCCCCUACUUCUCAGCAGCUUCAGUCAGCGCUGUCUACUAAAGACAUGUAUAUUUAUGCUGGACAUGGAGCCGGAGCCCACUUCCUCGAUGGGCAGUCUCUUCUGAAGCUGGAGUGCCAUGCAGUUGCACUACUAUUUGGGUGCAGUAGUGCUGCCUUAGCUGUCCGUGGACAACUGGAUGGAUCUGGCAUUGUUCUGAAGUACAUUAUGGCAGGAUGUCCACUCGUGUUGGGUAACCUUUGGGAUGUGACUGAUCGUGAUAUUGACCGUUACAUGGAGGCACUCUUGCAGAGUUGGCUGAAAGCUGGAUCCAAAGCACCACUCCUGGAUUAUGUUGUUCAGUCUCGACAAGCACCCAAGCUCAAGCACUUGAUUGGAGCUGCACCAGUAGUGUAUGGAUUGCCCGUCUCUCUACAGUAAGGGAUUUCUUGCCUUCCGAGGGAACAAUCAAAAUAUGGACUUAGCUGCAUGGAGAGAUGGCUUCAAAUUAAGAUUGACAUAACUGAACUGUGCAGUAAUUUAAAAGGGUUAUUUAUUGGAAUGUGAUUUUUCUGAAGCAGUCUUUGUUACUAAAUGAAAUGCUAAGGUUUCUGAAUCAAGGAAGUGUUUGUAUAAAUUACAGUACUUAAAACCUAUGUCAGCUUGUAAGUUAUUCCCAAAACACUUCCCCCAAAAAAACCAGCCCUUUUUCUGUGUUAAAAUUAUACUUAAAAAAAAAUCUGUUUUUCCUGACAAAUGGCUUAUUUUUUAUUUACUUUAUAAAGCUACAAAUUACAAGCCGUUUACUUGCUUAGUCAUUACAGCCAUUGAUAAAUGAACUUAAGGCAUUAUACAAAACUGAAAUCCUUAAUUUGUCUUGAAAGUAAACCUUUAACUAAAACAUUUAAGUCACAGUUUCAGUAAAGCAGACAAAACCGAUGUUUGAAUAAGAUUGUGUAUAUAUAUUUUAAACUAGGAAGGUUGUUUUUCCCUUUAUCACCAUGUUUUAACAGUGUUUUACCUAUGAUUUCCUUGAAUUGUGAAUUGUUUGGUGUGAUGGAAGCCUCUUUAAUUUACAAAAACCUUCCUAGUUCCCCCACAUCAGAAUUCUGUUUUAAUUUUUGUCAGAUGAAUAUAUAAACCACUUUAAGUGCAUUUCCCCUUUCAUCAUUUCAGGUUUCCCUUACUGUUCUAGUUCUUUGUGCAAUAUUUUAUAACAUGGAUCUUGUCUGUACAUGGGGAAAAUUGCCAUCCUGAAAGCUAAGGUAGAGACAUCCAGUAGGUGGCAGGCUAAUAGCAUGGACGUUCGGGGUGGUAAUGUUUUUGAUCUUACAGAUAUUCUGGUUUUGCUCCACUCACCUACCUCCAACAUAGAUGUGCAGUGAAUCGUUUGUACUCCCACAGUGUGUUUCAGGAUAUGUUCCUGUAUGCAGUGUCCUGUACAUUGGAAUAAUAGUGUCUGGGCCUUAAACAGAGGUCAUUUAUCAUCAAGGUCCUAACACUCCUCAAGGAAAGAAACUGUUCAUUAGACCUUUUCCUAUUGAAACAUACCUUUCUGGGUUUGUUUCUACUGUUCAGCAUUUGCACAAAUAUGUUUUUCUGUACUCGUGGAUAUCUUUAUAACAACUAAAAGUUGUAAUCCAGACAGAAUAGUAGCAGUUUAAGUGCUCUUUUGAAUUGAUAAAUUCUGGACCGAUUUUCAACACACCGAUAAAAAUGAGUGAAUUUGAAUUGCUCAUCUGUAGAUACAGGUUUAUUUUGUCCAGCUAAGCCAGAUAAUUUAUUUUAUUAAAUUGGUGUUUAUACAGUUUAUAUGCUUAAUAAAAAGAUUUUAAUACUU